Rotaria sp. Silwood2 is the source of this 261-nucleotide messenger RNA. The record is from the annotation of a GenBank genome assembly. NCBI's taxonomy places the organism in Eukaryota, Metazoa, Rotifera, Eurotatoria, Philodinida, Philodinidae.
AUGCCUCGUAAUAAAAUAUCUGAUAAUAUCGAAGGGGUCGUCAAAUAUCUUUUGACGAAAAAGUGUUCGUAUUCUGUGAUACAACAAGAAUUAUCUGAAAUGAAUCUUAAUGUAUCAAAAAGUACUAUUAGUCGUAUUGCUAACAAACUUGGAAAAGAGUGCCGGUUAGGUUUAUUAAAUAAUCAAAAACCAAAAUUUUAUCGUUGCCGUCAUGUAGCGACACCUGCAACUGUUCGUCGUAUUACGUCAUAUAUAAGUUAA